Molecule: messenger RNA, 8061 nt
Organism: Toxoplasma gondii ME49
Lineage: Eukaryota; Apicomplexa; Conoidasida; Eucoccidiorida; Sarcocystidae
Product: myosin K
Exons: 24
Coding region: 224-7462 (2412 amino acids)
Biological process (GO): vesicle transport along actin filament; actin filament organization
Cellular component (GO): actin cytoskeleton; vesicle; myosin complex
Molecular function (GO): actin filament binding; ATP binding; microfilament motor activity
Source: RefSeq, a predicted model, not a curated record
CAGGAAACUCGUGCAGAAUAUUCCGCACAUCGUUGUACUUACUCUUUUGAGAAACUCUUGCAUCUGGACGAUAUCGGACGGGUUACGCCUUCAUUCGUUCCGAAGAGCCAUCUGCCUCGGGACGCUGUGUCGCCUCUUUCCCCGGGUGUCCUCUGCCGCGUGUUUCGCGACUCGGGUUUACACGGUCCUUUCCACCGGCACUUCUGCUUUGCACCAGGAAAAAAUGGAUUUUCCUGUGCGUUCUUCUGCCCCAGGCAGACCAAACCUGCAACAACCGCCGGAGACCCAACUCUUGGCAGACACCAACUCCUUCACGGAAGCCACAGACUCGACAGAGAGCGACCACAUUCGUUCCCGUCGCUGCCUGCAGUCUGGAACUGGUUCAGCUCGAGUUCCCCGUUCUCCGUCGUCGUCCGACAUUCCAAUUUCUGUCAGUGCCCCCACGUCAUGUGUGGAGACUGUGCGUUCAGAGAUUCAGUCUUCGGUGUCUCGGAGACUCUCUAGAGGCCCCUCGCUUCCUGGACUUCUUCUCGAACGUCGACCACACUUGCGCUCUCCACUCUGCGCGAGCCAGCAAUCCGUCCGUGCUCUUUCCUCGCCCGUUCUGGAGCCCCCGCCGCAGUCGCCUCACCUCCACUCCCCGGCUCGGUUGCCGGCGGCCGGUCUCUGUGCAGCUCCGUCACCGCUGCCGCCUGGCACUCUGGUGUGGGUUCCAGCGCGGUGUCUCGUUCCAGACCGCAGCGCCACAGCGAUCAAAGGAGCGAAUUCUGCCCCCGUCUCGGCUUCCAACGGCGAAGAGAGCUUUCCGUUUCUCGCGCGAUCUCUGCGUCGAGUUGCGAGUCCGCAAGCCUGUAGAGAUCCACCGUCGUCUUCGGGUGGCUGCGCGGCAACUGCGUCUCCGCCCGCGCUGCUCCAGCCGUCGAGUUCGGCAGAGGAAACGCCUAGUUCCGACAGGAACAAAACGAGUCGAAAGCGGCUGCUCUGUGAGGACCAGGCUCGCGACCAAUCCCUGAGACUCCUGGGAAACGCCGACCGCAGUCAGCCAGACUUCCGCGCUUCUGAGCACCCGUUUUACCCUGCCGAGGUCGUCGCAGCUCACGCUGUUCGCGGCUUUGGUGUACGCACACCCCACGCCGAGGUGGAUCCCCGGCUGCGGCACAAGAGUGCGAAGACGGGGGAGUCGAAUUCACCGGAGGCAGGUGGCGACCCUUCUUUUGUUCAAGUUCGUCUUUGUCGUGGUACAGAGAGCGACUCUAAUCCUUGUCGGGGAGAAACGAAAGGCGACGGAAUAGCGCCGCAGACUGGACAGGAGCUCAUUGCUCCAGUUCGCAUGUCCGAUCUUCUUCUUCGCGAAGCCAGUAUCGGCGCUGCGGACGACAAUGCUCAGCUGCAGCACCUCAAUGAGGCGAAUCUGAUGGCGAAUCUACGGUGUCGGUUCCUCCAGGCGUUCUCGCCUGUCCCCCACGAAACGGCGGCUGCCGCCGAAGAGCGUCAGAGGAAAAUCUAUACGUACACCGGCACCCUGUUGAUUGCUGUCAACCCCUACCGCUUCUUCAACUUAUACGACCGUCAGUGGAUCUCCCGAUUCGACGCGCCCUCUGCGUCGCUUGCUGCGAGCCUCGACGCAGGCUCUACUUGCGUCAAGCUCUCCACAGAAGCUCGUCGGAACGCUCAGAAGACGCCUGCAGCGCAUGCAGCUGGCGGCUCGGAACAGUCAGGGACUGAGGCAAACAGCCGGUUGGUGCCGCAUCCGUUCGGCCUCGCGGAGUUCGCGUACUGUCGGCUUGUCCGAGACAGACGCAGUCAGUCGAUCCUGAUCAGCGGCGAGAGUGGUGCAGGGAAGACAGAGACGUCAAAACAUGUGCUGACCUACCUGGCGGCUGUUUCGGAUCGACGCCACGGCGCCGACAGCCAAGGGUUGGAGGCGCGGCUUCUUCAGUCCGGUCCGGUUUUGGAGGCUUUUGGAAAUGCGCACACCGUCCUGAACGCGAACAGCAGCCGAUUCGGCAAGAUGCUUCUUCUCCACUUCACCGGUCGCGGGAAGCUGACGCGCGCCUCUGUCGCGACUUACCUGCUUGCAAACGAACGGGUGGUGCGAAUUCCUUCCGACGAAUUCAGCUUCCACAUUUUCUACGCUCUCUGCAACGCGGCGGUCGCGGCCGCGACGCAGAAAAGCUCCGCAGGCGAAGGCGACCCGGAGAGCGAGCAAACUGAAGCAGAACACAGACGAGAAGAACGCGAACAAGGGAGAGAAGAAAGCGAACAACGGAGAGGAGGAGAUGAAGAAGAACAAGGGCAAGAAGGAGCAGAAGAAGGGAUGGAGGCGCUUUUGAAGUCUCUGUUUCUCGAGAACGGCGUCGAGGAGUUUCGACUUCUAACCUCGACGAGAGAGUCAGGCGAAACAGUCCAGCAAUCAGAGACUCAGACGCGAACGGCGAAUGGACGACAGAACGCGAGCGCUCUGUCUCCGUGGACAGAUCUGAGCAGAAUCACUGCCGCGAUGAAGACGGUCGGGAUUGGCGCCGGUGCACAGGCGGACAUCUUCAAGCUUUUGGCUGCGAUUCUUCAUCUGGGAAAUGUCGAGUUCACGACGGAUCAGGAACCGGAGACCAGAAAAAAAAGAAAACUGACUUCAGUCUCCGUGGGCUGCGAGGAGACUGCUGCCGAUCGAAGCCACUCGAGCGAAGUCAAAUUCCUCUCGAGCGGUCUGAAGGUCACUGAAGCCUCUCGCAAACAUCUGAAAACUGUCGCCCGACUUCUUGGUCUUCCUCCUGGAGUCGAGGGAGAGGAGAUGCUCCGCCUGGCCCUCGUUUCGCGUUCGGUACGAGAAACGCGCUCUUUCUUCGAUCUUGACGGUGCAGCCGCCGCGCGAGACGCUGCCUGCAAGAAUCUGUACAGCAGAGCUUUCGACGCUGUCGUCGCCAGAAUCAACGCAGGCCUCCAACGUUCUGCCAAACCUUCCGAGAACUCUUCGCCAGCAGACACACCCUCGACGACAGGAACGCAAACGAUUGGCAUUCUUGAUCUUUUCGGCUUCGAAGACCUGAGAAACCACAGCAAGAACCGGCUGGAGCAGCUGUGCAUCAACUACGCGAAUGAACGCCUUCACUGCUUUCUUCUGGAGCAACUGAUUCUCAACGAGCACAUGCUGUACACGCAAGAAGGCGUUUUCCAGAACCAAGACUGUUCCGCCUUCCCCUUUUCUUUUCCGCUCGCGUCCACCCUCACUUCCUCUCCCUCUUCAACUUCGCCUUUCUCCCCUACGCCUUCUUUCCGAUCGUCUUCAGCAUUCGCUACCUCGCCUUCUCUCUCUUCUUCUCUCUCUUCUUCUCUCUCUUCUUCGCCGCCUGUGUGGGAGGGUCGAGCGAGAGUUUCGGACAUGUGUGGGAGAGGGAAUAUGAGUAACGGGGAGAGACUUUUGCAGACAAGUGGACUACUUUGCGCGUUGCUGGCGGGCUCUGCUCUAACAGGCGAUCUGCGUUGUCUCCUCCCCGAAGCGAGAAAAGGAAACUCGGAAGCGAGGCUCACCGCUGCGCGCGUCGGCGACCUGCUGAAGACUCCAGGUCUGUUCGGCCUACUCGAGGAGGCAGGGCGACUCCCGGCGAAAGGCAACAGAGACGAGCUCUUCUGCAGUCGGCUCUUGACAGAAAUGAAAGCCCAGGGUGCCGAAACGUUCAUUCGAGGAACGAAGACGCCAGCGCUCUCGCGCGAACGCCUGGAGUUCACAGUCUCACAUUUCGCAUGCGAUGUGACCUACGACGCCCGAGACUUCUGCCGCGCGAACCGGGAGGCGACGUCAGACGAACUGGAGAGGCUUUUCCUCGCAUGCAGCACCUACACGCGCCUGGUUGGGAGCGACAAGAAUUCAGGCGUUCGAGCCAUCAGCUCCAGGCGAAGCACAUUGAGUGCUCAGUUUGCCUCGCAGCUUCAGCAAGUCCUCAAAGCCUUGCAAGAGACCUCUUGUCACUUCAUUCGCUGCGUCAAGCCGAACAGAGUGCAGGAGGCAGGAAUCUUCGAGGACGCAUACGUCCACAGGCAACUGAGGUGCAGUGGAAUGUCAGAUCUUCUUCGUGUCAUGGCAGACGGCUUUCCCUGCCGCCUUCCCUACGUGGAGCUCUGGCGACGCUAUGAGACAAAGCUUCCUAUGGCAUUGCGCGAGGCGCUGAACCCCCGCGACUUUGCAAGUCUCGUGCUGGAGGCUCUGUGUCUUCCUCGAGGCUCCUACCGUCUGGGCUCGUCUCUGGUCUUCUUUCGUCUCGGAUGUCUCGACACCAUCGACGAGCUGCUGCGCAAGAAGGCCCCGCAGCGGAUGGCCAUCUCCUCCUCCGCCUCCGCAACGCCGCGCCCUUUGGACGGACAGCCGCGAGCAGACCAAGACGCAAACAAGCCACAACAACCAGCAGCAGAGGUCUGCUGCUCCGAUGCCUACUCCCGAGACCUGGUGCACGCUGUGCUGGCUGCGCAUGCAGAGCGGAGGCGCCGGCGGGUCUUCAGCCAUGUGCGUCUGGGCGCCAAACUCCGCGUCGCCUUCGCGAAGCAAAGAGCUUCUCGCUUGGCGACUUGCUGCGCAGUUCGAGUGUAUUUUUCUCUGCACCCGCGUCGGGAACUUUCUGCGGCGGCCGCGGGGCUCGUCGCGGCGCUUCGACAGGCUGCGGUCGCCCGCGAGGACAAAAGAAAAGAAAGACUUGCACAAGCUGCGACCAUACUAGCGGCUUCUGCUCGGGGAUAUCUCACGCGCAAGCGGGUUCGACGCUUGCGCGACGAGGUUUUUCGAAAGGAGAAAGAGAAGGAGAAGAAGAGGAAAGAGGCUGUGGUUGUUCUGCAGAAAGUCUGGAGAGGCGCGCUUUCUCGAAAGAAACUGCGAGAGCAGCAUGCAGCUGCAGUGGCAAUUCAGAGACACUGGUGGGGAUUCCGCAACCGACGAGGAAAGCAUUUUUUCUUUCUGCAGCUGUACAAACUCCAGAGGGCUGUACGCCGAUGGCUGCAACGGCGAUGGAGAGAGCGCGAAAAGCGAGAGGUGAAAGGGCAACGAUCUUCUCUGUUCGACACCUGUUGCCCCGCCGGAGCCCAGUUCGGUCUUGACUCGAGUGGUUCUCUUGCAUGCAAAAACAGGAGGAGUUCCAGAGUCUCUGGAGAUGCAGAAACGUCUGCUGAUGUCGCAGAGAGUCGCGCGAGUCGACCUGCUUCUCCCCACACUGCUGGAGAAAGACUCGCGCCUCAGGUGCGAGCAGAACUCCAGACUUCUUCGUCUGAAGACUCUCUUCCUUCCACGGAUGCUCCGGGACUCUCUCCCGCGUUUUCAUCGCCUUCUCCUGCUUCUUCGGCUUUCCGUCAAUCCUCUUCAUCCUCGUCUUCUUCGCAUGGCUAUUCCUCUUCUUCGGGAUCUUCCUCUUCACCUUUGUCUCGCGUUGCUCCUGUCUGUGCGGUCCCCAGCUGCAAGAAGCUGCGUGCGGUUGAGGCGAAGAGCAGAGAAAGUCUGGCGACGGAGCAGGGGAGAGAAGGAAGAGAAAGGCGUCGACAGGAAACGCAGCUGUGUCGUCCUCUCUGUUCUCUGCAGUCUGGCUUCUCACAUGCAUCAGCAGAAGACGCGCCCGCCCCAGGUUUCGACGAAACGCGAAAACGCAUUUCCCCAAGAGGCGGCAAGUCUGACUCAGAGGAGUUCCCCGGAUCCACUUCACCCAGGUCUCCGCGGUUAACCUUCCCCACUUUCCGCCUGAUUGACAGAAAGCGAGAGCGAGAGGUGCGAAAGAAAACAAGAGAGUCUGGAGAGAGAACAGAGGCUGUAGAGAGAAACGAACUUGUGUCGUCCUGGCCUGGGAGCGAUACGCCCGAGACGGAAGGACUGGAAAGAGUCAAAGAGCAGAACGCGAAAGGGACUAGGCGCCGUUGUGCCUCGCCAUCCCAUGGGGGCGCUGUGGGUUUGUUGCGAGAUUGCUCGGGACCGUCGGAUCGCCGUGAAACGCGCAUUCCCAGGCUUUUUCACAGAGAGUCGAAACAAAGACAAGCGGACACUAUCCCAGAACGCGGCGGUGUGUCUCGAGUGCCUCUGGGCCAUUCCAGCGGGCCGUUGGGGUCCGUAGAGUGUCUCCAGGUGUCCUCGCCGAGCGAGUGCAUGCAUCUGCAUGCAGCGAGCUCGCCAGCAGCGUGUGGGGUCUUCGAGACAUGUGUGAGAGAGGAAAGCGACCGUCUGCGACCCGCCACCGCGCCGAGACGGAAGGCUGCGCCGUCUGCGUCUGGGUCUCGCUUUGGCCACGAGGCGGCGGCACCGUGCAGGGCUGUGGCAGCAGCGCCCGUCGAGGACGAAGCGAGACAGCGGCGCGGAGAGAGACGAGAUGAAGAAGAUUCUUUGUUUCCAGUCUCUGGACGAUGCAAGAGCGAGGAGUCGUAUGGCAGCGGCGAAGAAGAGAAAAUCGAUCCAGAGGCUUGGGGGGGAGACACGGCGUUUUUGCCUUCGAGUGAAGGCGAAGAAGAAAGCAGUGAAGAGCGGCAAUCUCAGGAGAGAGACGAAACGUCCCCGUCUUGUUCUCACCCGGAGCGGCUGCCUCAGGAGAACACACAAAGCCAAAGGUCGCCUCGCAGGGUUCCGCCAUCACGAAUUCCUUCUGUCCCUCGAAACGCGCUUCGGGGGGCGUCUGUUGCCUCGACAGAAUCGCCAGGCUUUCCGGAGAGUCCGCAGCACACUCAGAAUCUGCUUCCCUCGGCUGCUCUUUCUGGACAAACUGCAGGCUCCCAGCCAUGUCUUGCAAGUGCAAGAGAGGCUGACAGGAAGCGCGCAAUAACUCUUCUCUCCACCGUCGGGGAUUUGUCUCCGCUUUCGUCCUGUCGCGCCGCUGCGCCAGAAGAGAAACAAAGUGUAUCCCAGAGUCCGUCUCACCGAACGGCUUCAGAGGCCGACAAGGCACGAGGGAAUUUGCGUAACGGCACGACCCCGCCGAGGAGAAGCGACUGGCCUCAAGAGCGAGAGGCGACGGCGAAUCCUCGUGGAACUCGAAUGCGCCAAGGGAGGCCCACAGCAGAUUUCUCUGUCUCCCAGGAACGAAGUUUGCGAGGAAGGUCCAGAUGCGGUAGGACAGAGGCGACAAUCAACACAGAGCCCUCGCGGACGGAGGCGCGUUUGCGAGAUAGGAGAGAUGGCGGAGUGGCGGAGAAAACGGACAAGGACUCGCAAUUUCCGGGGCCAGGAUUCGAGAGGCCUGAGGGGCAGCAGAGCAAUCGAUCAGAAGGUGUCGGAGAGGGGAAAGUAGGAAAGAUUUCUGCUUUGUGUGGGGCAGACGAGGUGUCUAAAAUGUUGAGCACUUCGACCUCGGGUCCCUGGGAUGUUGUCGGACGCGUUUCGACGAGUCUGUUUGACAGGCGCAAGGCGCCAGAUGUCUGCGAGUCCAAAAUUCCUUCUCCUUCUCUCUUUGUUGCUGCUAUGCAGCAGAAAAGACGAAGGAUCGCUAACUUCCCGGCGGCGCAGUAAGAACAGCUCUGAUCUAGUCGCGGAACGGGUUCUCCUUGGUGGGGUACCCGCCUGGAACACGCAAGACACAACAGCCGUUUCAACCAGAGCUGCGGUAGAGUUUGAAAGUGGUGCGUGGAUUUCCAGGACAGUUUCGGUUGUUUCAGAUGGUUGAACGAUGUGCUCCGGACUUGUGUGUGUUAGUGUUUGGUCGUCUGGCGGAUGUUGGCCCCGUGUCAAAGAUUAUACUCGAGCUACCUGUUUCCUCAUGUCUCAAAGACUUAAAGAGAACCCACGUGGACAGAUGUUACGGUGAAAAGACAGACCAACUAGGCGCCGAAACUCGGAGUCACGUGGUUCGUUACCUCGCGGGGGUUCUUUUGCUGUCUUGCGACAAAUUUUUUUUUCUAGGGGGUUCAAGAAAACUCUCAGCCAGCCGCGUAGAAGCUAAUCUGGAGGCAGUUCGCGGCAGUAGUGGGCUCCAGGUGCUUGGGUAUUCUUCAUCCAGAGACUACACAAAACCUGCGGGUUCCCACCAGCAAGUCGAGAAAAUACAGAAGAGUGGUUAUCAUUGUGAGUACGGGAACCACAGUGCCUAUCCGUCGUACAGAUUUAUUUGA